Messenger RNA from Danio rerio (zebrafish), 2615 nucleotides. The record is from RefSeq and is a predicted model, not a curated record. NCBI's taxonomy places the organism in Eukaryota, Metazoa, Chordata, Actinopteri, Cypriniformes, Danionidae.
CAGCUUAAGCGAGAUGUGACGCUACAAAGUGAAAGUAUGGCGGCAUCCAUUGAAGCUGGACUAAAGUUCAUCGCGGUUGCUCCCUAUUGAUGCGCGCGCAGGGAAGCCGGGAACGCGCACGGAAAACGGGUGGUUUAAACCGGUUGAACGUUCUCUCAAUGGCUGCAGAAGGAAAAGCCGACCUUGAGGCCGGUGAUGAUGGUUUAGAGUCAGAGAUUGUGUCUUUGCGAACACAAGCAGAAGCGCUGCGAGAGGAGCUGAAGACCUGUAAAGAUGAGCUCCAGAAGUUACAGAAACAGCUCAGCCAAAGCGAACGGCUCCAGAAGACCACAGAAAGCUACAAUGAAGAUCUCCGACAGCAGGUUGAUAAACUGAGUGCAGAAAUCCAUGAGCGAAAGAAAAGAGACAAGGAGAAAGUGGACGCUGAGACUCAGACAGAAGAAUAUACAUGGACCGAGACGGAUUAUUAUAAUUAUUACUAUGGUGGAUACUACCAGUCAGAAACGACAGCAGAACAGGAGACAACAGCAGAAACUCAGGAGAAUGUUGUCAAGGAAACUCAAGAGGCUUCUGUAUACGUUGAGGAGCAACAUCCCAGAAUAGCUGAGACUUCGGUAGCCAAUCCUGAGCAGCCAAAUGAAACCAGUGAUAUUCCCCAAACUGAGGAGGCCUCAGGAGAAGCCGGCUCUAUAGCAGACAUGUUAAGAGCGACUGCAGAGGAAGCCAUGAACCAGACCAACUUCGUGUUUGACGAAAGCUCCGGCAUGUACUAUGACCACAGCACUGGAUUUUACUACGACUCUUCCAGUCAGCUGUACUAUGAUGCGAACACAGGCAUGUACUAUUACUACGACCCAGAAAGCGGAAAAUACCAAUUCCACUCUAGGAUAGAGGUGCCUGCAGCCCUACACCCCGAAGUGGAGCAGACGCCACAGAGGAAGACCAAAGAUCGGAAAAACAGGAAGUCGGUGAAGAACACAGAAAGAGCUUCCUGUCCCGACGGAGGGGAAAACAAAGAGGUAGUGCUUGAGAUCGACAAACUGUCUGAAAACCAUCACAGAGGAAAGAAAGAUGAUGCUGGAUCUUUUAAGAAAGGCAGAAAGUCUCGCUCCAGAAGCCCUCAGCGAUCCAGGAGGACCAAGAGCCGUGACCGAAGCAGAAAACGAUCCACGAACAGAAAGAAAACACGGAGACGGAGCGAAGAUUCUGAUGACUCUCGCUGCAGUAGGAGAAAGGAGAAUGGCUCAAAUUCUGAAGACAAGAGAAAGAAGAAGACUAAAAAGAAGAGAGCGCUCAGAGACAGAAAGUCAGGAUCUGAUGAGGGAAGCAGUGAGAGUGAGCCGGAGGAGGGAGAAAUCACUGAGUCGGAUGGAGAGAAUCAUUCGUGUUCAGUUUCAUCUUCGUCCGCAUCUUCAGUUCAGAAAACACUUGACAGUCCUGAUGAAGAAAUGGAGAUGGAAACGCAGAUGCAGGAAGAAGCCUGGCCUCCGUGUGUUCGAGUAACUGUUGUUCGCUCUCCUGUUCUGCAAACCGGAACGCUCUUCAUCCUAACAGCUGAUACAGUCGCAACUAUCGGCAGAGAGAAAGACAUGAAUCAUGCCAUUAGAAUUCCAGAGAUGGGAGUCAGUAAGUCCCAUGCAGAAGUUUAUUUCGACCAGGAUCAGCAGUGUUAUAUGCUGAUAGACCAGGGCAGUCAAAACGGGACCGUCCUCAACGGCAACAGAAUUCUACAGCCCAAAGUUCGCUGUGACCCUUGUCCUCUGACCCACGGGGAUGAAUUAAAGAUGGGAGAAACGGUUUUGUCCUUCCACAUCCACGCAGGCACGGCCACUUGUGACGGCUGUGAACCAGGACAGAUCAUAGCACACUUGAGCCGCCAUAAGAAAGACGAAAGCUCUGUUGGACAAGCACAUUGCGCAAGGGCUGUUCUCAGCAAAGAGGACAAGGAGGCUCAGCGGCAGAAAGAACUGAAGAUGAUGAAGGUUAAAUAUGGUCUUAAAAGUAGUGAUUAUGAAGAGCAGAAACCUCUGAAGAACAGCAAAUAUAAAGACCGAGCAGAAAACCGCCGUCAGACAGUCGGGAGUGAAGGAAAGUUCCAGAGAGACGAUGCUCCUGCUUCUGUUCAUGUUGAGAUUGGUGAUGAAAAUAAGGGCAGACAGAUGCUGGAGAAGAUGGGCUGGAAACGAGGAGAAGGACUCGGCAAGGACGGAGCUGGAAUGAAGGAUCCGAUUCAGCUGCACAUGCGCAAGGCUCAGUCUGGUCUGGGAUCUUCUGGAUCCGCCAUGUCUGUUGAGGAUGCUUCGCUCACCAAAUCCAAAACACAGAGAAACUGGGAGCGCGCAAGAGAACGGUUCUCUGAAGCCUGCCACACCGACUCCUCCCAUCCUGAAAACAGCCAAUCACCUAAAGCCUGGGUCAAGAGCCAGGAGACGGAGUGACGCUUCAGAUGGACUUUAUUUACACUGUUUAUCUGAGUCAUUUCAGCAGAAGACCUUAUUUCCAUGAGGUUUGUAAAUAGACGCAAGUUCAUUUUAAUGCCACUCGGAGUGAUUUUUGUUUACAGUGAAAUUCAAUACUGAUAUAACGAACAAAUAAACAAAAGAUACAGACAAGCA